ACAUGGAUGGCUUCGCGCCCAUACCAUCCCUUCCUUGUCCCAAACCAAAACCCCAGCCUCAUAAAUCGUCCACAUCCAGGCACGAUGCACUCCACGUCCAGAGCGCGCCUCCGCCAUGGAUUCGACCCUGUCAUGCCUUCUUCCUCCUCCUCUUGCCGCGUCGCCGACCCGCCUGCGCCGAAACGGCGUGAGCGCUAGCAUGCCGGGGCGUCAAUGCAGGGCAUGGAGCAACGGCGCCGGGACGAGGAGGAAGAGGGGCGGCGGCAGGCUGCGCGUGGAGGCCCUGUUCGGCGACGGAGGAGGAGGAGAAGACGGGUUCCGGGCGGUGAUGAGGAUCGUGAAGCUCAACUCCGCCAUCCAGAACCGGAGCGUCCGGGAGCUGCUCGAGCUGAUCGCCGACGAGUGCCAGUAUUUCUUGAGGAACCUACCGACCGUCAAUGUUUCAGAGAUGAGCAAGAGCGUGUUCAUGUUUCUACACGAGAUGAUGCUCCGGCACCAGGUCUCGUUCGUGCUCAAGCCCGCGGAGAACGGAGCCUUCGACCUGGGCGUCAAGUGGUCGCUAGAAUGGAAGGGCCAGAAGCUGCCCUGGGACGUAGACUGCACUGUAUCCACGACCCACGUCUACACAGGCCUACUGCUCGUCAGCCAAGUGAACAAGGCAUGUGGGCCGCUCCUGCAGAGAAUUCUACAGAUGAUUUACCAGAAUCUGGAUGCGGUAGUUUUGAUCGUGGCAAACAAGUUCCUACCGGACGGCACGCUGGAUGAGGAGAGAAGCAACAUAAUUGUGUGUGUCAUCAUUGGCCUGGUGGUCAUGGUUCUGUUCUACGCCAUGUUUAACAACUUAUAGGUUCACUAGGGGCAGCAAGGCCAGGUUGAUGCUUCAGAGAAUUCUGAUGCACAGAUACCAGAAUCUCCUGUAAAUUGGUCAGCAAGCACAAUGACUUUACCCCUUAAUGUAAUACAUACUAGCAAAGUAGUUGUUGGUUGCA
This is a messenger RNA of Aegilops tauschii subsp. strangulata, 989 nucleotides long. RefSeq lists its product as uncharacterized. Lineage: Eukaryota; Viridiplantae; Streptophyta; Magnoliopsida; Poales; Poaceae. The record is from RefSeq and is a predicted model, not a curated record.